Lytechinus variegatus (green sea urchin) is the source of this 1101-nucleotide messenger RNA. Its product is annotated as pancreatic lipase-related protein 2-like. The transcript has 4 exons. The annotation marks the transcript as partial. Gene Ontology annotation, biological process: lipid metabolic process. NCBI's taxonomy places the organism in Eukaryota, Metazoa, Echinodermata, Echinoidea, Temnopleuroida, Toxopneustidae. The record is from RefSeq and is a predicted model, not a curated record. Gene Ontology annotation, molecular function: lipase activity.
UUAGGUUGGUGCACCGAUUGCAACGAGUACGAUGACUUGGGUUGUUUCGACUCCCCACACGACUGUCACUCUACGACCCCAAACACCCCCGAUGAAAUUGGAACCAAAUUCACUGUAUUCACCCAAGAUAAUCGAGCAAUAGGCGACGUCUUGGACCGGAAGAACUUGGAUAGCAUCCGAAAAUCACACUUUAACCCGAAUAGGGAUACGAAGAUCUUUGUACAUGGAUGGAAAGAUAGCAUGGAUUGGGGCAGCUGGAAGAAUUUCAGAGAUCGCUUUCUUGAUACAUACGACGUUAACGUGGUGUUUGUAGACUGGUACCCAGGUGGUUCAAAGAACUAUUUGAAGAGUAGCGCCAAUACCCGCGUGGUUGGUAGGGAGAUCGCAAAACUCAUCGAGGCUUUCCGCGAUGUCGGCGCCACCUCCAACUCCAUGCACAUCAUCGGGCACAGCCUUGGAGCUCACACCGCUGGGUACGCGGGAGAGGCUUGCAGAGACCCUGCUAUUAGCAUAGGGGAGACAGUCGGCAGAAUUACAGGAUUGGAUCCCGCUGGACCCGGGUUUAGCGGCAAUCUUGAUAACUCUUGUCGCUUAGAUAAGUCAGAUGCUGCUUUUGUUGACGUCAUUCAUACGGAUGGAGAACCCGCUGGCGCUGGACUCUUAGAUGAGUUAGGCCACCAAGAUUUUUAUCCGAACGGAGGUUGUGAAAUGCCCGGCUGUCCAGUGAUAGGCAAUAAGAUGUGUGAUCAUAACCGUGUCACCGCAUACUUCCUUGAGAGCAUCGCGUCUACGUGCUCGUUCUCCCCAUCGAAAAAGGGAGCGACGUAUGAGGACAUCGAAGCUGGACGUACGACGAAGUGCACGACUUUUACAUGCCCCGCGAUGGGCUACAAAGCAGACUCGAGCAAGGGCGAAGGGGCGUUUUAUCUUGAGACCAACAAUUACAGUCCUUAUUGCCAGGGCUAAGGGGUAAUAUGUAAUGUAGAUGAGUGGUAUAAAGGGGUAAGGGUUGGAUGGGAAUAGAUGAGAGCUAAGAUUGUGGUACAAGAGGGUUAAAAUGAGGGAAAUUAUGAGUGAUUGCCAUCUGUAUACAUGUCAGUC